This is a messenger RNA of Alternaria alternata, 1797 nucleotides long. Its product is annotated as putative zinc alcohol dehydrogenase. The record is from RefSeq and is a predicted model, not a curated record. Gene Ontology annotation, cellular component: mitochondrion. Gene Ontology annotation, molecular function: oxidoreductase activity. NCBI's taxonomy places the organism in Eukaryota, Fungi, Ascomycota, Dothideomycetes, Pleosporales, Pleosporaceae. The transcript has a single exon. The coding region runs from base 398 to 1405 and encodes 335 amino acids.
CGACGACGAGGCUGCUUACUUGCAGGAGCUGUUAUCGCAAUCUCCAUCUUAUCGUCGCUCGGCUUCGGUGCUUGACGCCUUUUCAGUUGACAAUCAUGGGGAUGACCAAGCUCGCCCUGCUCGCUUCUGCCACGCAACGCGAGGCUAUGAUCCUCCAAACUCUAUGCUACGAGGGCGAAAAUGCCUGCAUGGUAGUGUGCAACUCAGUAUAUAUACAACAGUAGCAUCAUCUUUCUUGCACAUUCUCAUCAUCAUCAUCAUCAUCAUCACUCACAUACAGCAAACACAUUCUCAUCAUACAACUCACAUAUAUUUUAAUAUCUCUCAGUGGUACUUCAACCUAUAACUAUUAUCCUCUACACCAUCUCAACUACACAUCAUUCCUCAAACCCUCCAUAUGGCGACCACAAUGCGCGGAUGGCAAUUCAACUCCGGAUCCGGACCAAUGGAGAAGAACCUUUCAAUCCCAUCUUCUGGCAUCCCAAUUCCAUCCAUCAAGAAAGACGAAGUUCUCGUGGAGAGCCAUGCGACAGCCCUCAACCCAAUCGACUACAAGAUUCUUGAACUUCCCAUCGUAGCGCGCUUGGUCUUCUCCGGUAUCACUCCAGGCCUAGACGUCUAUGGUCGUGUUGCGAAAGUCGGUAGCAGUGUCACAAGCUUCAAGGAAGGCGAUAUAGUAUACGGAGGUCUUGCUCCGGGAGGCAAACAUGGCGCGCUGGCAGAGUACCUUCCUGUACCACAGAAUCUGUUAGCAAAAGUACCGCAGGAUCUGAAGGGCGACGACAUCGUAUCCAUUGCGAGUGUGGCCAUGACAGUAUACGCCGCGCUGAAACCCUAUGCUAAACCCGGCAACAAAGUCUUUAUAAAUGGCGGUUCCGGAGGUACUGGUACAAAUGCCAUACAACUCGCGAAGAUACUCGGUUACCACGUCACUGUCUCUUGUUCCACGAAGAAUAUCGAUCUAGUCAAGAGCUUGGGAGCAGAUGAGGUGAUAGAUUACACGAAAGGCCCGGUCGUGCAACAACUAAAAGACAACGGCACUAUUUUCGACCUAGUUGUUGAUAACGUCGGAGCACCAGCAGACUUAUAUCGGGUGUCGAGCGCGUUCCUACGACCAGAGGGCAAGUUCAUCCAAGUAGGUAUUGGUAUGAACUUCAGCGCCGCAGUGCAAUUCAUCAGCAACAAAUUGUCUAGUUUCUUCAGCUGGGGGAAGAGGGAGUACAUUUUCGUCGCUGGUAAUGCGAGCACUGCAACGUUUGAGCAGCUUGCGGCAUAUAUGGAGCAAGGCAAGCUCCGUGCGAUCAUCGACUCGACUUGGGAGUUCUCCGAACUACCGAAAGCUUAUGAGAAGCUGAAGACCGGCAGGGCGAAGGGCAAAGUUGUUGUGCAUGUCAAAGAUUAUUGAGACACCUGGGGGCGUACGCACAUAGAUCUCAUUUGAGCGGUUUUGUACUUUCUCGGUUUCAGUAGUUCAGCUGUGUUUUAUAGACUUAAUGAAUAAUAUCAAGAUCUUCUGUUUAUCCAAUUGGUCAUUCCAUACAGAGUGACUGCAUACCGCAUUGAUCAGGGGGGACCCAUUUCGAGUCUACAAAGCAACACAUACUAAUUUUGAGUCCAUGAAUAUGUUAUAGGUCAUUUUCAAAAUUGGAAGCACAUUGCACAAGCCCUUGGGCGUUGCGCAAGGCCGAUGUUCGGCUCCCAUCUUGUACGGCUGCCUUACGCUAACCGGCGCUCACGCCUGAUUCAAAGAUGGGCUCGACAUACACUGUUCAAUGCAAGCAGAGAGUAAUGAGAUUG